AUGGACAUUAUAUCGACCAUCGCGGACGUGCUGCUGUCCUGCUCGCGCUCGAAGAAGAAUCGCACCGCGGAGCGGCCGGCGGCUAACGCGCCCGAACCGCCUACCACUAACACAAGCAGUAGUUCACCUUCCUCAUCUUCCAAUACUAACAGCACUACCACCACCAGUCUUGAUCCAUCUCUGUCCUCAUCGGCAUCACUCUUAUCAUCCCUAUUUCCAACGCUUUCGCAAUCACCCGGCCCGUCCGGCGGCUCGUCCGAUCAAGCAUCCUCAUCCACGUCCGCUGGCGAAUCUGCGCACAGCAAGAAGUCCAAGCUGGACGUAGAACGCAUCCUGCGCAUACUGCAAGCCGGUCAGACGCCGUCCACAUCUUCAGCUUCGUCGGAUCCAUCUGCAUCCCUGCUGCAGCAGCUCCCACCGGAGCUGCUAGCCGGAGGCCUCGAGGGUGAGGAAAAUCCGCUCGGAUCGUUCCUAACCAAAGAUGCCAUCCGCAUGCUGAUGCCAACUCUGCAGGAGGUGAACCACAAGUUUAACGUGGAAAAGCAACUGCACGCGCUCAAUGCGACGGCGGCAAUGGCGAAGAUAAUGCCAAAAACCCUGCCGCCCGGCACGGACACGACCGAGGAGGACGAGCUGGAGGAGGAUCUGCUGGACGAGGAGGAGGAAGAUACGAUCGAGUACAAGUUCACACCGCGCCCGGUCUUCAUAGCAACGAUCUGUCAGGUCUGUAAGAACCCGUUGAAGAGUUUCGUCCACUGCGAGCGCUGCAAGAUGGUAUCGUACUGUGGCGAAGAACAUCGGCGCACGGAUCAACCGGCCCAUCGUGAACUGUGUGCGGUGGUGUGUGAAGUUGCCGGCAACAGAGGAGGACACAUUUACCAGCUGGCCCGGAAGCUGAACGUGCCGGAGUAUCGCAAUCUGCGCGUCCACACGCUCAACCAGAUCGAGCUCACGCUCAAGCGCCCCAUGCAAGCGUACGAACGGGAGAUUGUACUGUUUCCGCGCAUCUGCCUUACGCCCGAGUGUCGCGAAUGGCGGCAGGAGCUACUGACGGAGUGUACCGACUGUCGGCAGGUUUCGUAUUGUGCGGACAAUCCUGCCCAUCUGCCCGCUUCCCAUCGGCGCUGGUGCAAGGCGUACCUGCUCUUCCAGAAGCUGAUCCUGCGGCAGCGCAUCCUGGGCCGGAUCGAGCCCGUGCUGCCGUCACGCAUCCUCUCGAAACCGGCCCCACUGCCGUCUAACAUUGACGAAGCGUUCAAACAACUGUACAAAAACUCGACUGUGCCUCGGGAUGAAUGUGUCUACGCCGUACUGUCGCAGAUAGGGACCGCGCCGCUAUCCGCACUGUAUGCGUACCAGCAGACAGGUCUGCCGUUCGGCAGCACAUUCACGAUCCAUCUCGUCGGGGCCGAGCUACAGUUCGAGGGCGACACACUGGACAAGUGGGAAGCGUUCUUCCUUCACCUCGUACCGGAGGUCGCCGUACUGCGCGUCGUGUUCGUCGGACCGGAGCUGAACGUCGAGAAUCUGCCGAUCGAUGUCAUCAGUCGCAUUAGAAUGCGUGAGUAUGGCUGA
This is a messenger RNA of Anopheles merus, 1575 nucleotides long. RefSeq lists its product as uncharacterized. Gene Ontology annotation, cellular component: extrinsic component of mitochondrial inner membrane. The transcript has 5 exons. Bases 1 to 1575 code for a protein of 524 amino acids. The record is from RefSeq and is a predicted model, not a curated record. NCBI's taxonomy places the organism in Eukaryota, Metazoa, Arthropoda, Insecta, Diptera, Culicidae.